UUUUUCUCUCAGGAAAAGCCCUAAUAAUUUGUAGACAAAUUCUCUGCGGUUAGCUUCGGAGUGGAAUCGCAACUCGGUAGUCAGUAAUUACUAGCCGGCGGACGAUGGCGUCGGCUCCGCUCUCCGAUCUCAGCGACGACAUCGUUCGUCGUAUGUCGGUCGGGGCGAUUUUCUCUGACUUCGGCGGAAAAGUAAACUCAAUUGAUUUUCAUAGGAAGGCCGAUUUGUUGGUAACGGCAAGUGAUGAUGAUUCCAUCAGAUUCUAUGAUAUUGCAAGUGCUAAAUUGGUGAAGACGACUUAUCACAAGAAAUAUGGAGCUGACAGAGUGUGUUUCACUCACCAUCCAAGCUGUGUUAUUUCCUCGUCGAAACGCAAUUUUGAGUCUGGCGGAGAAUCUCUGAGGUACCUGUCUAUGUACGACAAUAGGUGCAUUCGAUACUUUAAAGGCCACACUGAGAGGGUAAUAUCCUUGUGCAUGUCUCCAGUAAACGACGGAUUCAUGUCUGGUUCAGUAGAUCAUACUGUUCGAAUAUGGGAUCUUCGUGUGAAUGCCUGUCAGGGUAUUCUGCAUUUGCGGGGUAAACCGACUGUUGCUUACGAUCAACAAGGACUCGUUUUUGCUGUGGCAUUGGAAGGAGGUGCCAUCAAAUUGUUCGACUCCAGAUCUUACGAUAAGGGCCCUUUCGAUACUUUCCUAGUUGGUGGGGAUACAGCUGAAGUGUCUGAUAUCAAGUUCACUAAUGACGGUAAAUCGAUGCUUUUGACAACGGCCAAAAACCACGUAUAUGUGCUCGAUGCUUAUAAUGGAGACAAGAAAUGUGGAUUUCAUUUGGAUUCCUCCCAAAAUGCCACCAUUGAAGCAACCUUCACACCUGACGGCCAAUACGUGCUCUCUGGUUCUGGAGAUGGAAACAUACAUGCUUGGAACAUCAGUAGCAUGCCUCCAAAAAGGGUGAGGUCAUUUGAUAGCUGCAUAGGUGUGCCAUCUUGCCUGAAAUGGGCUCCCCGGAGGGCCAUGUUUGCUGCUGCCUCUUCAAUCCUAACCUUAUGGAUACCCAACCCCAACCCCGACGACCCCUCUCCCCAAACCUAACAAAACACAUUGAUGAUGAUAAAUCGAUCCAUGAAGUUUAGUUAUGAUGAUGAAUUAUUGCAGACUUGUGUUUCUUUAGUUUAUUACAUGUUCUUAUGAAAAAUUCCAGGCAACAAAUGGAAAUCCCAAUUUCUUAAUGAAAAGAAAAUACACUCAGCAGGCAGGCAGAAGCAGCAGCAGCAGAGAUUAUUACAAUUUCAUUAAUUAUUCCAUUCAUUCAUAAUUCAUCUAUGUCUCUUGUCUGUCUUCAAAAUUCAGGUUCUGCCGCCGCCGGCGCCUUCCUCCGGCCCUGCCUUAGCCUUGAUGGUCUCGCCGGCCUGCUUGGUCUUCUCUCCGACGGUCCACGCCGUCUCCUGCAUCCUCCUCUUGGCAUAGUCCAGAGGCUGCCGUCCGGUGACCUGCCGGAACGAAUUCAGGACCCAAGACAGCGACGACAGCCCCGUCAGCCCGAAGGCGCCGGAAGUCAGGAUUCCGGUGACCGCCC
Molecule: messenger RNA, 1578 nt
Organism: Andrographis paniculata
Lineage: Eukaryota; Viridiplantae; Streptophyta; Magnoliopsida; Lamiales; Acanthaceae
Product: protein ANTHESIS POMOTING FACTOR 1
Exons: 10
Coding region: 105-1094 (329 amino acids)
Cellular component (GO): Set1C/COMPASS complex
Molecular function (GO): protein binding; chromatin binding
Source: RefSeq, a predicted model, not a curated record